Molecule: messenger RNA, 438 nt
Organism: Nematocida minor
Lineage: Eukaryota; Fungi; Microsporidia
Product: glucosamine-phosphate N-acetyltransferase
Exons: 1
Coding region: 1-438 (145 amino acids)
Biological process (GO): UDP-N-acetylglucosamine biosynthetic process
Cellular component (GO): Golgi apparatus; endoplasmic reticulum-Golgi intermediate compartment; endoplasmic reticulum
Molecular function (GO): monosaccharide binding; glucosamine 6-phosphate N-acetyltransferase activity
Source: RefSeq, a predicted model, not a curated record
AUGGGUUACACAAUUAGAAAGCUAAGAAAGAAAGACAUAAAUGAAAACUAUUUUUCUCUUUUGUCCACCCUCACCACAGCGCCGUAUCCCGGGGCCGCAGAGGCCGAGAAGAUGUAUAGAUUCCUGCGAAACAACAGACAAACAUACAGCAUCUUUGUGGUAGUAUCCGCAGAGGACGAGGUGAUUGGGACAGGCACUCUCCUGACAGAAAGAAAGUUCAUCAGAGACCUUGGGACAGUGGGGCACAUAGAAGACAUAGUUAUAUCCAAGGAGUACCAGGGACACGGCCUAGGAAUGCAGCUGAUAAGAUAUCUAACGGAAAAAGCAAAAGAGAAAGAGUGCUACAAGGUUAUACUCGCAUGCAGCGAGGAGAACCAAAAGUUCUACGAGAAGUGCGGAUACUCAAAGAAAGAAGUGAUGAUGGCACUGUACAACUAA